Messenger RNA from Neocloeon triangulifer, 3855 nucleotides. RefSeq lists its product as uncharacterized. Bases 285 to 3848 code for a protein of 1187 amino acids. The record is from RefSeq and is a predicted model, not a curated record. The transcript has 8 exons. Lineage: Eukaryota; Metazoa; Arthropoda; Insecta; Ephemeroptera; Baetidae.
GUGAGUUUCAUCAUGGCGACAUGCUGAUGUAUGGACGUAUUCACUCAACUACGGCUCGUUGGAAGUGGAAUUGGUUCUGCUUUCACUAUUUAAUCCCUCGCCAGCCCCUUUGAAAAUUUUCCGGUCCUCCUUUGAAUCAGAGGCGAGAUGCCAACAAAAUGUCUCGGGAAGGAGCAGCAGCAGCAGGUCUAGUCACCGGCGGCAUCUGGUUCGAGCAGUGCGUCAAGUUCCUCCUCCUGAUGAGCGUCAGUGCGUUUGUUAGCGGCAGUUAGUGUGUGCACAGCAUGGACAUGUAUAUCAAGAAGGACUCGAGCGAGGCAAUGUUCCAGCCGCUGGCAAGCAGGGCGGCCGUUUGCUUUGUGUGCGGCAACAACGGCACCGCCGAGUACCCUCUUCGGUCCAAGCCGCACGAAUCGGAGCCCUACUUUCCCUUCCUCGAGAGCCACGAGCCCCCUGCUGGCAGCGAGGGCCCGUCCGGCUCUGAGGGCACCGUCCGGGCCUGCUUCCUCUGCUACUCGUUCCUCAUGCAGCAGUGGGACUGCCACGAGCGGGAAAAGACGCCGCACACCAAACGCCUCUACUGGCUGAAACGCGUCGACAACGGACCCUUCACCGGCGCCGAAAUGAUCAUGCAGGGCGAAUACGCCGCACAGGUCCUGGGCCUCCAGCAGAACGAUCAGCCCAGGGGCUCCAGAGACCCGCCCUCGGUGCCCACUGCCCCUCCGAGCGUUCCGCCGACCAACAACCACCAACCCAAAAACGACGACGCCGCCCUCGAUUUGAGGAACUCGCGAGAUUCCUCGAGUCGAAACUCAGACCUCGGGCUGGUGGCCUACAACACUCAGCCGCCCCAGCCAGUGACCCCAGCCCAAGAGGGCCCCGGAAUCCUCGACCUCAGCAUGCCGGACAAAAACGCCACCACCGAAGUCUGCUACGUGUGCGGGGACGAGUACAAAAAGGGCUCUCUGAACAACAUCUACGCAAAACCCAUCGCCGGCUGCCCUUUCUACCCCAGUUUAAUGCUGCACCCUCGACCAAGCAAGUCGAGGCCCAUGGACCCUGGGGGGCGCGUCCAGGCGUGCGAGGCUUGCCACAGACACCUUGUGCAGCAGUGGCACACCUACCAGAGCAAGUCGGUUCCUCACACCGAGCGCAAUUACAUGCUCAGGAAGAGACACACGCCCGCCCUGGACACCACCACCUUCAUCUGCUACACGUGCGCCCUCGAGUAUCCGUCGUCUUCCCUCCGACUGCUCUACUGCUGUCCGAACCCCGAAAACGAAUCCUACUUUCCGUUCAUAUGCAACAUCAAACCUCCGCCUGGAGCAAGUCCGAUAUCCCCUCAGGGCAUGGUCCAGGUUUGUUCAAUUUGUUACAAAUCUGUUCCUCAGAAGCACGAAGUCUUUGGCGGCGAACGUCCCGCCGAGAAGCCCAGCGAGACGGCCUCGUCCACGUCCUCGGACAUCCGUUUCCGGCCGUACGACCUUAAGAAGGACCCGCAGAGACGCAAACCAACUCCGCAGCCCGAGUCGUUUCAACGCCAAGACAGUUCCGGGCAGGACGGACAAAACUAUCACUGCUACAUCUGCCAACAGCCCUUUCCUAAAGACCACAUGAAGUGGCUCUCCACCUGCUCGGAGGGCAUGAACAGCCACGCGAUGCACUUUCCCUGUCUGCGGGGGGUGGCCAGGGCGUCGGAAAACUCGUGCAUGGACUCGCACGGCCGCGUGCUGGCGUGUUCGCUGUGCGUCAACCACCUCACCCUGCAGUGGGAGAGCUACGAAAACGACCGAGUUCCUCUAGAGCAGCGUUUCUACGACAUCCCGACGGCCAUGGUGACGCGGCCGCCGUCCACGAGGGCCAGCUCGGGACGUCCAGGCUCCGCACGGAGCAGUCCGGCUCCGAGUCCUGCGCCCAGCGUCCCGCAGCAGGACUCAAAUUCCAGGAGCGGGUACGCGUCCAGAGGGGUGUCGCCGUGUCCGCCGCACGCCAAGACGCCGCCGCUGGCGUAUGUGGCGCGAACGAGGUCGCCGGGGCGGCAAAUGCCGCCCCCGGGGUCGCCGGCGCCCACCCUCGAACCCGCCGGCCCCAACUACCGCACCGCCAGCAGUUCCAUUUACUGCUUUUUGUGCGGCCUCCACUCGGACUUUACCUUUGCCAGGGUGUUGUACAGCCACCCCCAGGGUCGAAACGCGCCCUUCUUUCCGUCCCUGCUGCAGCACAACUCGCCAGCCAACGCAGAGCAGCUCAAGGAGGACGGCUCGGCCCUCGUCUGCACCUUUUGCUACCACACCAUGAUCGCGCAGUGGCGGGCUUACGAGGGCGCCGAGCGGCCCACCGACCCGCACCACCGGACGUACAAUACUCACGACUACCGAUGCUACGUUUGCGGCAUCAUGACCUACAGAAAGAGGGUUCGCGCCUUACCAGUCAAGGACUUUCCUUUCCUACGUUACCAUAGACAGCCGGAUAGCCUACUGCUGGAAAACGGCGACUUUGCUGUUGUGUGCCUAGACUGUUACGAAACCCUCAGGACGCAGUCACACGAGUAUGAGAGAUGGGGUCUGCCCGUUGAGAAGCGCGAGUACAAUUGGAUUUCGCAGCCGCCGCCCCCAGAGGACAGUCCUGAGGCGGCCGUGGCGCGAUUGCCGUCAGGAGAGAGAUCUGAAAAAUUGGUUCCUGCCUCUGGUGGGCUGUCGAGAACGUCGGAGAGAGGAAGCAGGAAAAACUGCAACAACAAGCAAGAACAGCGCAAAACUGGAUCUCGACCUGAUCGAGGGGAAGCGCCAUCGCCAGGAGCAGCACACCAAGGUCUUCCAAGCAACUCUGGAGGCAGCAAAGGACCUAACCCCACGCCACCCCCAGGUCUUCCACCAGGUGGCAAGCACCGAAGCGGCAGCGGCUCGGCGCCACCGCCCCUCACCGGAGCACUCGCCUUGAGCGCCCACCAGGCGCAGACUUCGCAAGUGUCCCAGCCGCCCAGCGGUGGCACCGGAGGUCGCUCCUUUGCAGCAGCUUUAAGGAAUCUAGCCAAGCAGGCCAUCCCUGCCAACGAAAGGGAAUCAGAAAACUCUGAAUCGUCCCGACAAGUGUCUCCGAAGCGCUCUGGUCCUCCACCUUUGGUCAGGGGAAGCAGCCAACCAUCUCCUGGACCUGUCAAUAGCAAUAGCAGGCAGCCCAGUCCACAUCUCAAUCAUGACCAGCGCAAGCAUCUCUCUGAAUUGGGUCCGCCACACCGAGCUCCAGCAGUGACUUCUACCUCAGCCCCCACUUCAAUCACUCCUUCCUUGUCACGCCCCGAUGAAGUGCCUCCCCCUCCCUUGUUCCGAGCUCAGGACCCAAAUGUGUCGGCAGCGUCUGCCCUUCCAAACAGGGCAGAAGACCUGCUCACCAGUGGCUUCCAGCCGUACCGGCCGGAGGACAUGGCCCGCAUGGCGCCUCCCUUUGGCAUCGACCCAGCAAUGGCCGCUGCCUAUGCCGCUCCGUACCACCACCCAGGCCUGUAUCCUCCGCCACCACACUUGCCUUACCGCCUGGAAGACCAGCUGUAUUUGGAACGGUGUGGCAUGCUGAGGCCCCCUAUGUUCCUGCCAACCCCAGGUUUGCCUACUUACCCCUUGUACGGACUGAGGUAUUCUCCGGAAAUACAACUCUCAAUGAUGAAUCCUGCCUCGGCGACAGCAGCCAUGCACGAAAGAUUCAAGUUGGAGGAAGAGCAGCGGCGGUUGCGGGAGGAGGAAAAGGAGCAGGCGGAGAAGGAGCGCGCGCAGAACCGCGAGCGCGAAAAACGUGCCGAGAGACACGAGCAGAAGCAGCGCGAGUCGUCGGCCGCGAGUGCGCGCGACUGACAUUGGG